Priceomyces carsonii is the source of this 384-nucleotide messenger RNA. RefSeq lists its product as uncharacterized. The transcript has a single exon. The coding region runs from base 1 to 384 and encodes 127 amino acids. NCBI's taxonomy places the organism in Eukaryota, Fungi, Ascomycota, Pichiomycetes, Serinales, Debaryomycetaceae. The record is from RefSeq and is a predicted model, not a curated record.
AUGCCUAUUACGAUUUCGUCCUACGACUUAUUAACAUACCAUGAAGAAGAAGUAUUUGAAGAUGCAGAAGUGAGAAGAUUUGUCUUGAACCAUGGAGCGGAAAUAUUUGAAUUGCCUCGAUUCGAAAGUAAGAGAACCUCGUUACAGGAAAAGUCUUUCGUACCUGCAACUUUGAUCUGUGAUUCGGAGACGCUAGAGCAAUCAAUGGCAGAGCCGUGGGAUUUGGAAGAUCCGAAAUUUAAAGAAUACUUCGAGCUUCAGAAAAGACAUAAGGAAGACUUUCUACUUGAAAUCCAGUCUAAGGGUAUUACAUUAACGAGCGAUAGAGAACGGGUUCAAAAAGAGGGCCAAGCUCUAACUAAUUUAAAACAUAUCAACUACUAA